CAACAACUUAUUUAUGUUGGUGAAGAAAAUGGAAAAUUAACUGCUAUACGGCAAAUGAUUCAAGAAGGUGGAUUGAAACCACCUGUUCUUAUUUUUGUUCAAUCAAUUGAACUUACUGAGUUGAUGGUAUGUGGUAUAGAUUUUAAGGGAGUAAACUUGGUUAUAAAUUAUGAUUUUUCACAAUUGAUACAAAGUUAUAUUUAUAGAAUUGGUAGAACUAGUAGAGCUGGUAGAGCUGGUUCAGAAUGUAAGGUUCCUAAUUGGAUACUUGAAUUGAAAAAUCCCUCAACAGAAUCCAAGCAGCAAUUAUGUAAAAAACCCAUUAAAC
Molecule: messenger RNA, 328 nt
Organism: Dentiscutata erythropus
Lineage: Eukaryota; Fungi; Glomeromycota; Glomeromycetes; Diversisporales; Gigasporaceae
Source: the annotation of a GenBank genome assembly